AUGGUGCGCGUGCCCAGAUCUUCUGGUGACUCGGGAUUUCACCGUGAGUCCCUGAGUGAAGAUGAGAAGGUCAAGAUUGAACCUGGAAUGAAAGCGUAUGAGGCAGAGGGAUCGCCAAGGACGCGUGAUUUUAAAAGAUCCCCAGAUCGUCAGAGUUUUGAGAGGGGCUCUGAUGACAAGAAAAACAAAGAGGAAGGUCGAUCUUACGAUCUGGAAGAUAAACCUCAACCCCCUCCUUGGGUCCCUUCAGGGACCACCGCAGAUCGUGCUGCAAAACACGAUCCGCUAGGUGAAAAUCCAUCAGCGAAAACUGAACAAAACCUACACAAGACCACUCAGACAAUGUCAAGGAAGAAGAUUGGGAAGACAGAUCGAGUGAAGAAAGACGAGUCCAGAUCGGAUCGACACGAUCUCAGCGCGAAAUCGAUCGAGUGA
This is a messenger RNA of Peronospora matthiolae, 435 nucleotides long. The record is from the annotation of a GenBank genome assembly. NCBI's taxonomy places the organism in Eukaryota, Oomycota, Peronosporomycetes, Peronosporales, Peronosporaceae.